Hevea brasiliensis (rubber tree) is the source of this 1864-nucleotide messenger RNA. RefSeq lists its product as uncharacterized. Bases 137 to 1633 code for a protein of 498 amino acids. The transcript is spliced from 15 exons. The record is from RefSeq and is a predicted model, not a curated record. Lineage: Eukaryota; Viridiplantae; Streptophyta; Magnoliopsida; Malpighiales; Euphorbiaceae.
UCAUUGGUAAUGUCUGCGCUGUUCUGAUGUCACUCUCUUUGUAAUUUCCGUUUGGUAUUUCCCUCUGCAAUUACUUUCUAAACAAUCAUUUCUUGCAAAUUCAAUUCAAUUCUCUGAAGUUGGAAUUUUCCCAACUAUGUUAGUUCGAAGAGGAGUGAUAAUGAGCUGGAGGAGAGUGGCCAAGUCUUUGCAGGCUCUUGUAGCCCAUAGCCUGCUUUUCUUAUUCACGCUUUUGCUUGCUCUCAAGCUUGAUCGUGCAGGGUCUUACUCGUGGUGGAUCAUUUUUGCACCUCUGUGGCUAUUUCAUGCAGUGGUAGCACGUGGCCGGUUUUCCUUACCUGCUCCAUCAAUGCCCAACGAUCACCAUAAUGAAAAUCAUCUUACUUCUCAUGGACAGUGGGCACCAUGUCAUGCUGUGUUGGCAACUCCUUUGCUCAUUGCUUUUGAACUAUUCCUUUGCAUACGUCUAGAGAGAAGUUAUGUUGUCAACUUGAAGAUUGUUUUUCUUCCGUUGUUGGCUUUUCAAAUAUUAAUCUUGAUUGAUAAUAUAAGUCCUAAUAUAGCUAUGGCGAGAAAGAAUCUAAAUUUAUUGGCUUGGAAGGGUGGCAUUCUUGGGAUGUGUAGAGCUUUAAUGCCUGGAGAUGAAGAAAGCAUGAGUGAUGAAGCAAUAUGGGAGACUCUUCCUCAUUUUUGGGUUGCAAUAUCUAUGGUCUUCUUCAUUGCUGCAACGAUAUUCACUCUUCUUAAGCUAUGUGGUGAUGUGGCAGCUCUUGGAUGGUGGGACUUGUUUAUAAAUUAUGGAAUUGCAGAGUGCUUUGCCUUUCUUGUUUGUACAAAGUGGUAUAAUCCAGCAAUUCAUAGGCAUUCACAUAUUGGAGAAUCUGGUUCUUCAAUGAUCAACAGAUAUAUUGACUGGAAUAGAGGCUUGGCAGUUUCUUCAGAUGAAGACCGACACCAGAAUAGCAGAAUAUGCAACCUGCAGGACAUUGGUGGACAUUUUAUGAAAAUUCCUUUUAUUGGUUUUCAGAUCAUGCUUUUUAUGCACUUGGAGGGUACACCACCUAGUGCUAAACAUAUCCCAUUUCCAGUUCUUUUUGCUCCACUUUUUUUGGUGCAAGGAGCUGGGGUUUUGUUUGCUGCACAUAGAUUGGUGGAGAAAAUUGUUAUUUUGCUAUGUGGUGGCGCCAGUUCUUGUACAUACUUCACUAUUGUAUCAAAAGCUCGUGAUUUUCUUGGAUUUUUGCAUCAUGGAUCAAGGUUACUGGGUUGGUGGUCAAUUGAUGAAGGAAGUAGGGAGGAGCAGGCUAGACUAUAUUAUGCUGGAGGUUCUGGCUACAGCACAUUCUCACCAGACACUGUGAAGAGGAUGCCUAAAUCUGAACUUGUUGAGGAGAUUUGGAGACUGCAAUCUGCAUUAGGUGAGCAAACAGAAAUCACAAAGUAUAGCCAGCAGGAGUGUGAAAGACUUCAAAAUGAAAAAAUCCUAUGCAGAGUUUGCUUUGAGGAACAAAUUAAUGUAGUCCUGCUUCCAUGCAGGCAUCACAUCCUUUGCAGUACUUGCUGUCAGAAGUGUCAAAAAUGCCCCAUCUGCCGUGUCGCGAUUGAAGAGCGAUUAGCUGUAGAUGAUGUGUAGCUCCAGUGUACCCACAAAAAGGCUAGAAAGCUUCCUUGCAGCUCCUGGUUUUACACAAAGCAUACUUGGCUUCUUCCUAUGAGAUAUUUAGACGUUUCAACAACUUCUUAAUUUGAAGGCAUGAGAUGUCAACACCAUGAUCUUUUAACAGGAUUGAAUUCUUAUUGCUUAUCCUCUAUUUUGAAAAAUUCAUUAAUUAGUCUUAAUGUUUUUGUCCUGUUUACUUUUUAA